Messenger RNA from [Candida] anglica, 1914 nucleotides. The record is from the annotation of a GenBank genome assembly. NCBI's taxonomy places the organism in Eukaryota, Fungi, Ascomycota, Pichiomycetes, Serinales, Debaryomycetaceae.
AUGAGUGACACUAAUAAUUCGAGCGACAACAGCAAGAAUGUUGAUAUGAAGGAUUCACAGACUCAAGAAGUCACCAAAAGUGACCCCCUUCGAAAUUCCACGUCAAAAUCAAUUGGAGUCCGAAAAGCCGAAUUGAUGUUGAAGCAGUAUCAACAUCCAGGUCUUAAGAUUCUUGUGUACUUCUGUAUUUUUAUAAUUGGAUAUGCAUAUAGUAUCGAUGGGUCGCUCAGAUACACUUUUCAAGCCUAUGCUACUGCUUCUUAUGGUCAACAUUCGCUUAUUUCCACCGUGGGUGUCAUUAGAGCAGUUGCAGCUGCCGCUUCUCAGCCUACUUAUGCCCGAUUAUGUGACAGAUUUGGAAGAAUUGAACUCUUCGUAGUAUCUAUUUUAUUUUAUGCAUUGGGUACUGUAAUCGAGUCGCAAGCGUAUGACGUUCAGAGAUUUGCUGGUGGUGCGGUCUUGUAUCAAAUUGGGUAUUCUGGUGUACUUUUGAUCCUUCAGGUUAUGUUGGCAGAUUUUUCAACCUUGAACUGGAGAUUCUUUUGUUCUAUCUUGACAACCACACCUUUCAUUAUCAACUCUUGGGUUAGCGGUAACAUUUUAGACUCAUUAUAUCCCAAAUACUCCUGGAACUUCUGUAUUGGUAUGUGGGCAUUCAUUUUCCCAUUGACUUGUAUCCCAUUGCUUUGUUGUUUGUUCCAUAUGCAAUCUCUUGCCAAAAAGAAGGACGAAUGGAAACAAAUACUUUCUGAUGAGAAAGAAAACCACUCGGAAUGGACUUGGGAGAAGACUGGAACCUUUAUUGAAAGUACUAAAGCGUUCAUUUUUUGUCAAGGAAGAAUUCUAAAGAGUCUUUUCUGGGAAAUCGAUGCAAUCGGUAUCAUGUUCAUUAUUUGUAUAUUUGGUUUCAUUUUGGUUCCGUUCACUCUUGCUUCUGGUGUUACCGAUAAAUGGAGACAAGCCUCGACAAUUGCUCCUCUUGUUGUUGGUUUUGUUCUUAUCCCAUUCUUCAUAAUCUGGGAAAAGAAGUAUGCUCGCUUCCCCGUGGCGCCAUUUGAGCUACUCAAAGACCGGGGUGUCUGGGCUGCACUCAUCGUGGGUGUUAUGAUUGACUGGGUUUGGUAUAUGCCAAAUGAUUUCAUGUACACAGUUUUGAUGGUGGCCAUGAACCAAUCGCAAAAGGCAGCCAUGAGAAUCACAAUGCUUGAUUCAUUUGUUUCUGUUCUUGUUGGGCCCAUGACCGGUCUUUUGAUUGCCAAAGUCAGAAGAACUAAGGGGUUCAUCAUGUUUGGGGUUUCAAUGUGGUGCAUUGCUCUUGGUUUACUUCUUCAUUUCAGAGGUGAUAACAAUGGAAUUAAUUCACAAACCUCAGUUAAUGGGGUGAUUGGUGCUCUCUGUGUUAUGGGUAUGGGAACUGGGUUUUUCACUUAUGUUACACAGACUUCGAUUGCCACUUGUACUAACCAUGAGCAUAUGGCUGUUGUCAUGGCUCUUUAUAUGUCAUCAUACAACAUAGGAUUGGCAUUUGGUGCAUCGAUAUCGGGUGCCGUAUGGACCAACCUCAUGUACAAGCAAAUUGUCAAAGAGAUGGAAAAGGCUGGUAUUGAUACGGCGCUUGCAACAUUUGCCUAUGGGUCUCCAAUUGGAGCUGGGGGAUUCAUUCAAGAAUAUGUUUGGGGAACCGCUGAACGAAUUCCUGUAGUCUUGGCGUAUGCUCAUGUUCAAAAGAUUCUAUGUAUCGUUGGACUUAUAUUAGUUUUCCCAAUGCUUAUUGCCACACUCUUCCUUAGAGACCAUAAACUUGUGUCGGUUCAAAGUCUUGAGAAGGGAUCACUGGGUGAAGGAGCUGUGGUUAAUAAAGACGAUGAUGAUUAUAUUAAAAGAAAGUUCAUGACGUUUGUGGGAAAGAAAUAA